UACCAUUUCCGUUAAAUGCGUAUUCAGUGUUUCCUCGCGAGACAGCGCGAGGAACUAAAUGUGGUGGCCAGCGACACCCGGCAGUCCCGCCCCACUGCCUGUGCUGGCGUCCUCAGUGUCAGCUGUUCCCUCCAGGCUGUGCCAAAACAUUACAAAUUACAGGGUCCAGCCGUGUUUACUAAACAUUCCACAAUGGUGGAUUACUACAAGAUCCUGGAGGUCAACAGAAGUGCCUCUGUGGCUGAAAUUAAAAAAGCCUACAGACGCUUGGCUCUAAAGUGGCAUCCAGACAAAAAUCCAGAUAACCAAGAUGAAGCUACUAAGAAAUUUAAGGAAAUCUCAGAAGCUUAUGAAGUGUUAAGUGAUGAGAAAAAGAGAAAGAUUUAUGACCAGUUUGGAAAGGAGGGUCUGCAGAGUGGUAGUGGACCAGGUCCUACUCGACCCCGCACAUCUCGCACCACAAGGCAUCACUACAGAUUUGAUGAUGACUUUGACUAUACCUUCCCAACCUUCACCUUUAGAGACCCAGAGGAGGUAUUCCGAGAAUUCUUUGGUGGAGAUCCUUUCGCUGAACUAUUCAAUUUUGAUCCAUUUGAAUCUAUGGGCCACAGUAGCAACAGGCGGCGACGGCAAGGUCGCAGAGUUCCUGGCCAGCCGGGAGGACCAGAGCAAAAUCAUCAUCAUAAUUCCAUCUCUAGCGGCUUCUUGUCACCUUUCUCCACACUGUUUGGUGGCCCUAUGUUCUCUCCAUUUGGAGGACUUGGACUUGAGGGUAUUGAGGGUGGUGGAGGAUUUACCUCAUUUUCAUCACACUCAUUUUCCAAUCUGGGAGGUCCUGGUGUGAAGCGAUCUUCAACAUCUACCAAAUUUGUCAAUGGAAAGAAAAUAACAACCAAGAAGAUGUGUGAGGGUGGCCAAGAAACUGUGAUGACCUUUGAAAAUGAUGUUCUGAAGUCAAAAACAGUCAAUGGUGUUCCACAAGCCUUACAGUAUUAGGAUGAAAAACUUCAUGGACAAAACUUGUUUUUGAAAGUUUUGCUGGAUUACUUGAAAAUACUUUGAAGAUGUGAGAUAUAUUCAUGCUCAUAUCUAUGUAACAUAGGUAACUGUAUACUUGUGGAAGCUGGACAGUGAUUGAACUUAAGUUACUCUUCAGUGCUUUUAAGUUAUUUCUUUGUAAGUGCAUAUAUUAGAUUCUAGAGUUUUUAUGGUUGUUAUCCAGUCAUGUACUUACCAUUUUUUUUUUUUUUCAUCUUAGAUUUUUAUAGAAACUAUGACACUAUGUGAAUUACUACUCUAUUCAUUUUGAUAUUUACAUGUAUAAGUUAUUAUAAAAGAAUCGCACAUUCACAUAUUUACUUAAUUGUGAGAGGAGUGUCUCCCUGUAUGGGGAAGUUCUUAUUAGCUAUAUGUGUGUGUAUUAACUUCACAAUCUUGUAUUAUGUUGAAUAUUUUCAAUUAUUCAUCAGAAAAAAUGUUAUAUACAGUAUAUACCUAAGUUUCAUUUAGUUUAAAACUCUAUUUUGGGGGAAUAACACAUAUAGUUUUGAAGAAAUUAUGCAUCAUUCAGGAAAUUUGGAACUUGGAACAGCACUAAAGGUGGUGCAUUUUUUGUAUGUGAUAAUAAUGAGUACUCAGAAGAAAAAAAAAUUAGUCAUAUCAGUAGCAUCCAUUGUAUCUCUAGGUAUUUGAAUGUUCAUGUUAGAUUAUAAUACUGUGCUUGUAAAAUAUUUGCAUGAUCACAGAGGAUGAAGAAAGUCACCAUAGAGUUAUUCUCUAACUAUUUCAAAUAUGAUGAUGCAUCCAGAAAAAAAAAAAAACACUAUAUUCUCAUCUUAUUGUAGAAAGAAAAGCAAGAUAUUACAAACUGUAGAUAUUGCAGCUUCAUUUAGUAUACCCAACUACAAACAUGGUGCCUGUCACUGUACCUUGCUGUUAUCGGUGAAAGUACAGUUGGAUCAGUUCAGAAUUAAGAAGGGUUCUGUAUGUCUUAUGUUUCCUGAUGGAUUAUAUCCACCCUAGCUUAAUGCUGAAGCACUAGUUAUAGUUGAUAAUGCACAACAGGAUGUAUAGUAUUGGCUCCAUAAAGUUGUGGACUAGUUUUUUUUUUUUAUGUAGUUUCAAAUGAAGUUAGAAUUAUGUAAUUACUUUCAUUUAAGUAACUUUCACUUAAAUAAGGUGAAAAAUCCAGUUUCUAAUUUUGGCACUACAUUGAAUUUUUUUCAUGAUUAGGCUGUGGUUUCAGAGAGUAAUUUUUACAUUUGCCUUUAUUUACUGUGCUAAAAGAUCAAAGUAUUUUAUUUUUUGUUGUUCCUAUGUGUAUGCAAAGUUAUGAUCCUUGUUCAGGGGAUUGCAGCCUUAACUUCAUGCCUUCAAAAUACUGGGAGUUUUCAUAUUUCAUCAGCCAGAUGUAUAUUUGUUAUCACAAUUCUUACUUGAAGUCUAACAUUUCUCUCAAACUAAAAACACUAACAUUUCUACCAAACUUUUGCAAAAAAUGACUGAAUAUUAAAAUGUAUGUGUGUGUUUCAGUCUGCCACUUUGUCUAUCUGCCUGUCUGUCUGAGUGAAUAUGUGUGUGUGCAAUAAGUACAUCUUAAGUGAAUUUGUAUCCAUGCAGGUGUACAUGCACAUACAUUCAUGUCUAGCUACAUUUUGCUUGGACAUCAACUUGGGAUGUCUUGUUAUACAAAUCUAAUUCUGUUUCUGCUGCUAACACUCAAACCCUCUUAGUCCCAGAAUGUAUUGUGAAGAAGGGAAAGGCUGAUAUUUAUCUUGUGAUGAAUGUUUUUAUUUAUUACUUUAUCAGACCAUAAAAAAUGUAUUCUUGAUCAUUCUUUUCUGAAUACUUUAAGGAACAUUUUGCUUUAAGGUAUAUGCUGACUGAAUGUCAGAUGUUAGGGAGUAGUUUUUUGUUGAAGUGGUUGUAUUUUCCAAAACUGAUAUUUUAUCCAACAUGCAACUACUGCCUACCCUUAUUAGUAUUUAUAAGAGCAUUUUACUUGCCAAAGAUAGAUUUGUGCUGACUUGCAAAUAUAUGCAUAAUUCCAGCAUAUUCAUGGUCUUAUAGAGUUGAUGCAAGUAUUUUAUCAUGCAAGUUGCUUCUUUCUUAGGUGUCAUUUCAUUUGUAGGAAAAGGGCAAAAAUUAUUACCCCCCCCAAAAAAAAAGUAAAUACUAAUGUAUGUACGUACAAUGAUUUGGCAACAUUAAAGAAGAGAAAUAGAACUCUUUCCACAUAGGUUAGAUAAGGCUUCAGUUCCUGACCAUAAUGUACCAAUCAGUCUCUACAAUGUACAGUGCUACUCAGCUUCUCUGUGACAGUAAAUGAUCAACAUUGGCUUGAGUGUAAUGUUCAUUAUUCACAAAUCCCUCAGCAGUGGACAUCCAACUCAGGCUGAUUUUCCUUUCUCCCAGUCAUAUGUUUCAUUCAUGAAGUACAGAAAUUCAUAAAUUCUUAUGAAUUUAUGAAUUACUUUUUUUUUUUUUCCAGAAGUAUUCCAAAUGGAUCCCAUUUCUAACACAAGGUUAUUGUAGUGAUAUGUCAAAUUACUGAUCUUGAUUUUUUUCUAUUUUAUUUAUAAUUUUACUUAUUUAUUUUUUUAUUUAGUUUAUCCAUUUAUUUUUUUCGUGGUGGGGAUAAUCAGCAGAAUGACUUAGACAUACCAAUCUUGAAACUCCUUGCUACCAAACUAACGAUUUUUUUUUUUUUUUUUUUUUUUUUUUUUUAGCUUACAUGUUAUUAUGAGAGUACAUUUUCGGAGUGCAUAAUUUGUCAUCGUUUGCUGGUAAGUCCAUGGUUAAGUGAAGUCUAUGUUAACCUGUUGCAUGAGAGAGCUUUGCUAUUUGUCCAAGCUCCUCGCAAGCUUCCACUUGUUUAUAAAAGUCUUAAUUUUGUGUGGAGUUGUGGGUAGGAUGAGGUACAGAUGUUUGUAAUGCACUUGCAAGGUACCCAAAGAUAUUUAGAGUAAUGCUUAAACAUGCUUUAACUGUACAUGUAAUAUUUAUGUACACUUGAGUAAUAAAGUGUUUAUUAUCUUUACCUA
This is a messenger RNA of Portunus trituberculatus (swimming crab), 4043 nucleotides long. RefSeq names its product dnaJ homolog subfamily B member 6-like (gene mrj). Gene Ontology annotation, cellular component: cytosol; endoplasmic reticulum membrane. The record is from RefSeq and is a predicted model, not a curated record. Gene Ontology annotation, molecular function: ATPase activator activity; Hsp70 protein binding. The coding region runs from base 16 to 996 and encodes 326 amino acids. The transcript is spliced from 3 exons. NCBI's taxonomy places the organism in Eukaryota, Metazoa, Arthropoda, Malacostraca, Decapoda, Portunidae. Gene Ontology annotation, biological process: positive regulation of proteasomal ubiquitin-dependent protein catabolic process; protein refolding.